AUGCCACCCAAAAAACACACCUCAACUUCCAAGGAAGAAAAUAAGGCAGCAUCGAAUAAGGAGGUCAAAGACCAACCUGAAGACGCAGUAGAAGACAAGGAAGAUGUCGGAUCGAAGCGAAAGCCUGAUGAAAAGACAGAAGAACCACCACAAAAGAAAGAAAAGACAUCGGCUGUCGGGGAAGAUAUUGUAAAAGACAAAUCAGAAUCAGUGGAUGAAUCAAAGAAGGCUCAUAGUCUUGAAAAAGGACACAUCUACUUCUUUUAUCGUCCCAAGGUGGACGCGGAUGAAGUCGGCAGCAUUGAUGAUGUCCAAAAGGCGUACAUGAUUUUGAAGCCUUAUUGGUCGUCGGACGCCAAACGUAGCCCCACGCUGAUUGUGCUUGGCAAAAAGAAAUUACCCCAGGUCGAACAACAUGCCAGAUAUUGGGGUUUUGUGGGUAAAACGUCCUCCAAUAUUGACGAUGUGGUGGGUGCAUUGAAAGAAUCGACCUAUUCGACGAAAACCAAAGGAGAGCGCACCAUUCAAGCCGCUCGUCCCAUGGGUGAGGGCGUCUACACAAUCACGUCUCACAACGGACACUCGCAUUUGGCCUACAUUCUCACGUUGCCUGAAGAACCUACCAAAGUUCAAGACGCUUUCAACAUUGAGAAACAAGCCAGCAUUGUACUGAAUGUCAAGAACCCAAAAAAAUCAUCACCGCCGGGAUCUGGAUUAAGUGGUAAUGAAAAGGCGGAAUUUCCAGACAAGCUGCAAAAGGCAUUUUCCGAUCGUCGUUUUGUCGCUAUGGAGACCACGGAUUUCCUCAAUUACGAUUAUUGCGAGCUUGUCAUGAUUGGGGCCACGGAGGAUCUUGAUAAAGAGCUGGGCAAAACAGCCAAGGAUUUGGAAAAGAUGGAAGAAAAGGACGAAGACCAUGUAGACUAUGUUGGUGUGGACAAGGUCGUUUUUAAGGAUCUUCAUCUGGAAGCGGAUCAGAAUCCCGUAGCGCCUCUCAAAGAAUGGAAAUAA
Messenger RNA from Radiomyces spectabilis, 1011 nucleotides. RefSeq lists its product as uncharacterized. NCBI's taxonomy places the organism in Eukaryota, Fungi, Mucoromycota, Mucoromycetes, Mucorales, Radiomycetaceae. The record is from RefSeq and is a predicted model, not a curated record. The transcript has 4 exons. The coding region runs from base 1 to 1011 and encodes 336 amino acids.